Messenger RNA from Mya arenaria, 2445 nucleotides. RefSeq names its product zinc finger protein 239-like. The transcript has 2 exons. Lineage: Eukaryota; Metazoa; Mollusca; Bivalvia; Myida; Myidae. The record is from RefSeq and is a predicted model, not a curated record. Gene Ontology annotation, cellular component: nucleus. Bases 114 to 890 code for a protein of 258 amino acids.
GUCUGUUACCGAGUAAUGGUGGACUGCGCAAACUUUUUAUUCCUUCUUCAAAUUAAAUAAGUUGUUUGAACCUCUUUACCAAUUGAUCGAGCCAGUUUUCUGUACAAAUUCACAUGGAUGUCAACUCAGAGGAGAAGCCUUCUACAUGUAAGGUCCGUGACGCUGAUUUAUCCCAGGACUCUGAGUUAAAGCCUCAUGUGAAAAUGCAGACAGGAGUGAAGCCAUACAAGUGUGAGAUAUGUGAUGCUGGUUUCUCUCAGAAAAGUCAUUUACAAACACAUAAACGAAUACACACAGGAGAAAAGCCAUACAUAUGUGAUGUUUGUGAUGCUGCUUUCUCCCAAAAAAGUCAUUUACGAACACAUAUAAGAAAACACACAGGAGAGAAGCCAUACACGUGCGAGUUGUGUGCUGCUACCUUCUCAGAGAACGGUCAUUUACAAACACAUAAACGAAUACACACAGGAGAGAAGCCAUAUUCUUGUGAGUUGUGUUCUGCCUCUUUUUCCCAGAUAGGUCAUUUACAAACGCAUAGACGAAUACACACAGGAGAGAAGCCAUACAAAUGUGACUUGUGUGCUGCUGCAUUCUCUGAGAAAGGCCAUUUACAAGCACACAAACGAAUACACACAGGAGCGAAGCCGUACAAAUGUGAGGUGUGUGGUGCUGCAUUCUCCAUGAAAGGUGUUUUACAAAAACAUAUCAGAAUACACACAGGAGAUAAGCCAUACAAGUGUGAUGUAUGUGCUGCUGCUUUCUCUCAGAAAUGUAAUUUACAAUCACAUAUGAGAAUUCACACAGGAGAGAAGCCAUUUAAGUGUGAGUUAUGUGAUGCUGCUUUCUCUCUAAGAAAUACUUUCAAAGCACAUAUAAGAAGACACAAAGUGUAAUGUACUGCAUUCUACCAACUGUACAUAUUUAACAAAAUUGAGACAAAACUUGAUGUUUUACCCUCAAAGAUUCAUAUCGGAGAAUGCGCAGUAGAUAAGUGAAACAAAUAAAAGAAAUGUGGUGCUCAGUGGUGUCACCUAAAAUGCAAAGGAAAGCACAUUUUAGGAGAUGACUGGUACAUAUUGAGGCAUUAAAGCUGAAAAAAAAGUUGUCAACAUAGUCAAUCUGUGCGAGUGCAGCUUUAAGAGAUAAAUAAUACAUAUUGUGGGAGUGACAUUAAGCUCUGCCAAUAGCCUACUAAUAACUUGUACGUACUGACACAUGUCAAGAGAGAAGUGAAACAAAUGGAUGAACCGGGUGAUUCUCCUUCCACUCUUACAUGUUAACGUGAGAGGACACACAGGAGAGAUAUUGAAGACAUGUGAUUCUCUUGUCACCUAAAACUUCUCAGGAGAGAACUGAUACAAAUGAAAGGCAUACAGGAGAUAAGUAAUACAACUGAUGAAAUAGACAUUAGGCUCUGAUCAUUAUUAUUAUUAUUAACAUUAUUAGUAUCAUUAUUAGAAGAAGAAGAACAAACUGACAAACGAGGGAAGUGAUACGAUUGGGAGGAUAACGUGGUGCUGAUUUCAUUCAUAGAUGUACAUGAGAGUAUACUCUGGAGAGAAAUAAAAUACUUGGUAAAACAAGUGAUGCUGAUAAAAUUUCACUCUCAUAGUGUCUACAGGAGAGAAAUGAAACAAUUCAGAGAAGCAUGCGAUACUGUUUUCCUCUUAGAUUCACACAAGAGUAAACAUAGGAGAGAAAUAAAAAAAAAAAUGGAGAAACAUGAGAAAAAAGAGGCAAGUGACACAAAUGGACGGGAUUUGUGAUGCAGCGUUCACUUGAAGAUUUACAUUAGACUUAGCAUGCCUUGUACAUACCAUGUGGUUUGUACGUCCUAUGUUAGCAGACACUUGAUAUUUGAUAUAUACGUUGAAAGAAACAAACAUCCUACGUAAGCAUUGCAACAGACGUCGUACGUAAGCAGAUACUUGAUGUUAAUCAUUUGAUAGUAUGUCCAAUGCAAGCAGUUCACUUGGUGUGAACUGCUUGAUCUACGUAAACAGAAACUUCAUGUGUAUGUAGUACUUUAAGCAGCGAGCUGUUCUAAUAUAAUUUGUGUUAAUAUUUUGAUUCACAUGCACUUAUUAAAUUUUACAUAUAUAUGUAUAAUUGGUAUUGCAAACUAUUCUUUGAAAUAAUUUAUAAAUAAUCUGCCUUAAUUAAAUAAUCUGCCUUAAUUUUGAUUAUUGUACAUCCUUGACUUUAUUUUUACUCAAAGGGCAACCAUUUAAAAUAAGCUAUAAACGUAUUAAUAUACGGGUUGUUCAAAUGAGGACUGUGUUUCCGUGGAAAUAAAGCUUACAUGAACUCCUUAAAAUUUUAAAAGAAACGAUUCAAGUGAAAAAGUAUGUAGUGCGGCCUCAAAAGGGUCAUUUGCAGCAACACGUAAGAACACUUACAGGAUGGAAAUCAUUCAGGUGUCGAACAUGGAGUAUCACCUGUUAAAAA